AGCCCAAGUGCCAACUAUGGAGCCCAUUGCAAGCUGGGAUCCUCCGAGGGUGGCAGCCUGGAUGAAAGGAUUGGAUCCGGCCUUACAAGACUACCCAUUUGAGACAUGGGGCCUGAAUGGGAAGAGGCUGCUCCGUCUGUCCUAUCGGGACUUGGAGGCUUUGGGCAUGAGCCAAGUUGGCCAUCAGGAGCUGCUCCUGGAAGCGGUGGAACAACUCUGCGUCUUGAACUAUGAGCUGUCGACGCUGAACCUGCGGAUUCUGACGGAGAAGCUUCAAGGGGUCAUUCGGACAAUCCAGGCAUUUAUCAUGAGCCAUCGAAAAGUCAGCACCUACAACGGAGAUGCCGUUGACAAGCCCACCUCAGACCUCCUGGCCUGCGUUGUAGAGCUGAUUGGGGCUGCCAAAGGUCUCUUCUUAUGGCUCAACAGGUAUCUGUUCUCUCAACUGCAUGAUUACUCAGCCAGCCGAGACAUCAUCUGGCUCUGCGGAGACUUGGCAGAGAUUGUACAGAAGGACUGCACCGUCUCUGAGAGGGAGGAGAGGAUCUUGCUGAUUGGAAGACACAUCUUUGGGAUAUGUGAACAAAUCUUGACUCACAGUCCUGUCAACCUCCUGAAUCAAACUGCCAUCUUGGAGACAGUGGAGCUGGUGCCAACGGGGCCAGAAGACAGUUUGGGCAUUGAGAUUAAGUCCUCACCUUCUUGUCUCCAUUUCAUAUCAGGAACUGCCCCAGAGUCCCCUGUUGAACACUGCAACAGAGUCCUCCCAGGAGAUGAGAUAGUACAAGUCAACGGUCAGGUCGUGGUAGGCUGGACCCGGAUGAAUCUGGUGAAGAAGCUUCUUGAGGUACCAGAUCGGGUGACUCUGGUGCUGAAGAAAAUCCCACUUGUUUUUGUAGAAUCCUCUAGUUCCCCUGGAUCUCCUCCUCAUCAACAGGCGCUGGACAGUUUCUUGGAUGCUUUGGAACCGACACGCCUUGGGAGUGAUGAGUCUCCGACAAGUUCUGCUUCCCCAUCUUCCAGUGUGAUGGCUGAACUAGAACAGGGCCCUGAUUCUGCACUAGAUCUCCCUACUAAUGAAGAAGAGGAGCAACAAGGCAUUGGCUCAAGGAAUUCAGAGGGCAACAUUCACGGCUUCAUGGGGCAUAUAUCUGGGGCAGAUUCUCCUCCAGGAGCAUCAUCUGAUCUUGCACAGGAAGAGCAGAGCUUUCAGUCCGUUUCAGAGGGACACACGACCCCAGAGACUGCCAGCCCUAACAAGCCCAGGACCUUGGAACUUGGGUUGCAAAGCCCACCAAGCCCUGAGCAUGGAUUUGUCCGAGGAAACAGGGGCUUGGGAGCUACUGAUCCAGCCAAAGAAGCUUCUCGGGGGAGCAUUGAAUAUCGAAGAAAGCAGAAAGGCAUGGCCACUAGGUUAAGCCGACGGCGCAUCUCUUGCCAGGAACUGGGACAAGUAGACUGCGAUGGCUGGCUCUUGAAGAAGAAGGACCAUGUGGGCUUCAUGGCCCAGAAAUGGAAACGAUUCUGGUUUGUGCUGAAGGGGCAGACUCUUUACUGGUACAACAAUCCAAAUGACGAAAAGGCUGUGGGCCUCAUCAAUGUAUCUGCCUAUAGACUGGAAAGCACCAAGGAGCAGAAAAAGAAAUAUGUUUUCCAAUUCACACAUGAGAAGUACAAGCCCUUCAUCUUUGCAGCAGAGACCUUGGCUGACCUGAGUAUCAUGUCCAUAUACAAGGAAAACAUUUGGGAACCUGGUGAGGAAAACAUUUGGGAACCUGGAGUGAUCUCUUCUCUUCCUAGGUGGGUCAGCCGCUUGAUAACAUCAAUGAUGAAAUACACUCCGACCCACAAAUCUGUCCCACCCCAGCAAGAAGAUUGCUACAGUGAAACAGAAGCAGAGGACCCAGAGGAUGAUUCUCCUAGGCAUAGCCUUGAGCGGCCAAAGCGGAGGGAAUUGGAGAAAGAUCGACUGCCAACAGGUGCCACGGGGAGCAGUGAAUCCCCAUGCAAGAGUCCUCUGGACAGCCCUGUCCUAUGGCAAAAAGAAGAGACACAUAUAGUGCCUUCCUCUCCCACAGAUCCUGCCGGAGAAGAACUUGAGUCACUGAUCAGGUGCCUGAAGCAAGGUGGGGUGUCUCUCAUUGGGAAGCAGCAGGUGUUCACCCGCGAAUACUAUCGGAAAUCCUUUGUCAAACGCAACAAAAACCCAGAGAUCAAUGAGAAAGUGCAUCACGUCCGGACACUUCAAAGCACACUUAAGGCAAAAACCGCUGAGCUCCAGCUACUUGAUAUUCUCCUGGAUGACUCUGAGCUGACCUCUGAGAAAUUCAGGCACUGGAAAGAACAACAUCAGGAGUUGUACCAAGAAAUCCAGGCAUGGUGGGCCAAGAAAGUUAGCCAAGAGAAUGGUGCAAGAACAGACUCUGUCUCGGACAUUCACCCAGAGGAUGCUGUUGCUGCAGCUGCUGCAGCUCCAUAAACCCUUGUAGGCACAACGUAUGCUGGGUUUAAAAGCUCCAUGCAUUGGCACAGGUGGAUAAUUUUAGACUGGACUUAGUGGUCCAAUAGGAACUGGAGGUCCACAUUUCGGAUGACAAGUAUAUUACUUGUUAUUUCACCAAUGUGGUAAAUCAACUCUGCUACUUUGGGAGGACUUUCUUGUUUAUUCUGCUGGACAUCUGCUCCAGAAUCCUACCUUUCUGGAAUCCUUGUUUCCAGACUGUCCUCUCAUUCAAAAGAGUUGGCCAAAUGGUUAUUAUUGCAGAACCGAGAAAAAAGGAAGUUUGUUCACUGCCUAUUGGACAUCUGGAUUUUAAAAAGCAAAGACAUUUUGAUGGUUUAAAAAAAGAAGCAGCAGAAACAGAAGAUGGCAUUGACUCCUGGUGGAUCAACAAAGAGACAAGACAAAACAGGUCAAGAUUCAGAGUUGCUUCGAGCAAUGUCCUUUCCUGCCAAAGAAAACAAGAAUUUCUUCAGCAUGUUUCAAGUUGAAACGCCUUCCUCAGCUGUAAUUUAAUAACUAAAAAGACAUUGUAGUUAAUCAUAAUUAAACUCUUAAAUGACAGUAGUUCACAGCCAGAAAUCAGUUUUGUUUAAGAGAAGUGGGCUAAAUGUGUGAGAUGAAGUGACAUUUUCUACUUGGGCAAAUAAAUAGUUAAAAGUUAGUUUUUAAAAAACAUAGAUUUGACUCUGUCAGAUGGACUAUUUUGCCUUGUUUCUCUGGUUAUAUUUACUGUAUCUUCAAAAAGCCAGGCUGCAAAUUAUCAGGUAAUAAUAAAAGGUAUACCAAGUG
Sceloporus undulatus (fence lizard) is the source of this 3292-nucleotide messenger RNA. RefSeq names its product connector enhancer of kinase suppressor of Ras 1 (gene CNKSR1). Gene Ontology annotation, molecular function: protein binding. The coding region runs from base 17 to 2479 and encodes 820 amino acids. The transcript is spliced from 21 exons. Lineage: Eukaryota; Metazoa; Chordata; Lepidosauria; Squamata; Phrynosomatidae. The record is from RefSeq and is a predicted model, not a curated record.